AUGGAGGAGGCUUCGUCGCCGCCGCCACCGCAGCGGCAGGCUCAAACGUUCCGCUCCACAGCCUCGAGCAACUGGCGGAUGAAGGACGACUCACCCCGGCCUGAACAGCAGCAGCAGACGCGUGCGCGGUAUACCAGGGGUCAGAAUGGUGGUGGUGGUGGUGGUGGUGGAGCCCACAAUGGCAACGCUCAGUCGCAUUCGCGCAACAGGGAUGUGCAUCACCUGGCGAGCAGCAGCGAAGAAGGCACGCCCGGGACCAGACUCUACGUGGGCAAUCUGCUCUACACCGCCCAGCGGCCCGACAUCGAGGGGCUCUUCAAGAACUACGGAUUCAAUGUCGUCGGCGUGAGCAUGUCGACUGACCCCUUCACGGGGCGGAACCCGAGCUACUGCUUUGUGGAUCUGGACAGCGCGGACGAGGCGCAGCGCGCGAUGAGCGAGCUGAACGGCGUGGAUGUGCUUGGCCGAGCCCUUCGAGUCAGCCCCGGUGUCGCGAAGCGUCACGGUCAAGGGGGCGGCCCCGGAGGCGGAAAUGAAAUGCGAACGAAGGACUAUGAGAGAGGGCAAGGACGGGCGAGAGGUGUCCGCGAGACGAGGGAACAGAAGGACGGAGAAUACAACCCGACCUUCGACCGUGGGAACCGUGGCGACGCGCAAACGCACUGGACCGCGCCCCAAGCCGAGGGUCGCCGACUGUACUUUGGCAACAUGCCUCGUAUCGAACCGCAGUCCGCGCACGAUCAAGAGAUCCAGGAGCUCUUCGCCCAGUAUGCGCCCGGCAUCGCUCUCAGCGCCGUCUCCAAGCAGGUCUCGCCGCGGCCGGCACCCAAGCCAGAGCACGGCAACAACCAAUACUAUUGCUUUGUCGACUUGGAGAAGGGUGAAGAUGUCGACGCCGCGAUUGAGGCGUUGGACGGAAAGCAAGGCAGUUGGGGCGGCAACGUCAGGGUCAACCGUGCGAGGACUUCCGACAGGAAAGUCGUCAAGGAGCAAGGAAUGCUCAACCAGGAAAGAAGGAGUUUGGGCGAAGGAAGCUGGAGGAGGGCGAGCGCACCCACCGGGGAAUAA
Molecule: messenger RNA, 1068 nt
Organism: Cladophialophora yegresii CBS 114405
Lineage: Eukaryota; Fungi; Ascomycota; Eurotiomycetes; Chaetothyriales; Herpotrichiellaceae
Exons: 2
Coding region: 1-1068 (355 amino acids)
Molecular function (GO): RNA binding
Source: RefSeq, a predicted model, not a curated record